Meriones unguiculatus (Mongolian gerbil) is the source of this 2455-nucleotide messenger RNA. RefSeq names its product programmed cell death 7 (gene Pdcd7). The transcript has 5 exons. The record is from RefSeq and is a predicted model, not a curated record. Bases 71 to 1531 code for a protein of 486 amino acids. NCBI's taxonomy places the organism in Eukaryota, Metazoa, Chordata, Mammalia, Rodentia, Muridae.
CGUCACUUCCUCCCGGAACCCGGAUAAAGAAGUACACAGCUUACUGUCACGGCUAGCGGUUGCUGCAGACAUGGCCCUGCCGCCGUUCUUCGUCCAGGGCCGCCAGGGUCCGCCACCCCCGCAGCCUCCGCCUUCCGCUCCAUUCGGCUGCCCGCCCCCGCCGCUGCCCUCCCCGGCUUUCCCGCCGCCUCUUCCCCAGCGGCCCGGUCCCUUCCCGGGGGCAUCCACCCCCUUCCUCCAGCCUCCGCUGGCACUGCCGCCCCGCGUCCCGGCCGAGGCCUCCCGCGGCGGCGGCGGUGGGGGCAGCACCUUCUUCCCGGUGCCACCCCCGCCGCUGCCCCCGCCGAUGCCGCCGCAGUGCCGGCCCUUUCCAGGGCCCGACGCCGGCGAGCGUCCACGGCCACCGCCUCCAGGCCCGGGGCCUCCCUGGAGCCCGCGCUGGGCUGAGGCGCCGCCGCCGCCUGACAUGCUCGGGGACGCGGCCCUUCAGCGCCUGCGCGAUCGGCAGUGGCUGGAGGCGGUGUUCGGGAACGCCCGGCGGCCGGGCGGUCCGGGACCCCCGCGCACGCCCGCCGGGCCCUGCCUAGGCGAAGUGCGCGCGCGAUUGCGUGCCGCUUUGCGCCUGGUGCGGCGGCUACGCAGCCUGGGACAGUCCCUUCGCGAGGCCGAGGCCGACGGGGCGGCCUGGGCCUCCCUGCACGCUCAGGCGGCGCCACUGCGAGCGGAGCUAGCCGAGCGGCUGCAGCCGCUGGCCCAGGCCGCCUACGUGGGCGAGGCGCGACGGAGGCUGGAGAGGGUCCGGCGCCGCCGGCUGCGGCUUCGUGAGAGAGCCCGGGAACGCGAGGCUGAGCGGGAGGCGGAGGCCGCGCAGGCCACGGAACGGGAGCAGGAGAUUGACCGCUGGAGGGUAAAGUGCGUGCAGCAAGUGGAGGAAAAGAAGCGGGAACAGGAACUCAAAGCUGCUGCUGAUGGUGUUUUAGCUGAAGUAAGGAAAAAACAAUCAGAUACCAAAAGAAUGGUGGACAUUUUGCGUGCUUUAGAGAAACUGAGGAAGCUGAGGAAAGAAGCUGCAGCAAGGAAGGGGGUCUGUCCUCCUGCCUCAGCAGAUGAGACUUUUGAGCACCAUCUUCAGAGGCUCAGAAAACUCAUUAAAAAACGCUCUGAACUUUAUGAAGCUGAAGAGAGAGCCCUCCGAGUUAUGCUAGAAGGAGAACAGGAAGAAGAGAGGAAAAGAGAACUGGAAAAGAAACAGAGAAAAGAGAAAGAGAAACUUUUACUUCAGAAACGUGAAAUUGAGUCCAAGUUAUUUGGAGAUGCAGAUGAGUUCCCGCUUGCUCACGUCUUGCAGCCGUUCCAGCAGUAUUACCUCCAGGCUGAGCACUCCUUGCCUGCGCUCAUUCAGAUAAGGCAUGAUUGGGAUCAGUACCUGGUGCCGUCUGAUCAUCCUAAAGGCAACUCCGUUCCCCAAGGAUGGGUCCUUCCCCCGCCUCCAAGCAACGACAUCUGGGCAACUGCCAUUAAGCUGCAUUAAGACUCCAGGAGUGUGGUCCAGCGGGCGAGCACUGCAGCUCUAGAUAUUGGUGAUGCUGUCCUCUCACGCCGUAGCCUUCUGCACAACCUAAGCUCCAUGUGGCAUUGCCCUAGCUGGAAAGCCUGCUUCUUUUGUUCUCUGCCCUGGCCAGGGAUGCCUCUUGAGCUAGGAGGUUCAUAAGGUUCUUCUGGAAAGGACCAAGAUGAACUGAGCCAGGCUGUGGCCUCGGCUCACUAAGUCUGCCUCUGUUUUGAGGGGCUUGUGCUCAUUUGCUCUAGGGUGGUUGUGUAUUGCUCUAGGUGGGUAAGUGCAGUCAGCACACUUAGUUACUCCUUGAAGAGGUUGGCUGAGUAGAGUUAGCAGCCACUGCUCCUUAUCUUCCUACGCCGACUGCCCUCCAGCUCCCAGGAACACAGGUCAACGUUUGACCUGAAGGUCUGUUGAUCUCAGUUUUGGUGCAGUGUGGGAGAUUGUACUGAGGACAAUGGCAGUGGCUGCCAGGGAGACUGAUGCUUAGAACACUGGUCAUGUGGAGAGCCUAGAAAACUAAAGAGUUGGCAGAGCUGGGCAGGCUUGUGCUCUGACAGAGCCUGUUUCUCUCACUAAAGCACCAGUGGAAAAGUUCUGAGGGAUCUAGUUGUAUGGGGCCUCCAAGAAUAGAAACUUGUUUCCCUAUGGGACUGUGAUCUCAGUCACAUGGUAGGCACUGGGUUGCUCAAGCUUCUAAAAACAUCCAUACAGCACAAGUUAGAAAAAGAGCAAAUACGAAUGUCAAAUCUUAUUUUUAUAUUCAUUAAUAAAAGCUAUUGUGCUUACACUUGAUCAGUCAUAUGACAUGUUAUGGUUUUUGUUUUACUUUAUUCUGGGUUUUGUUAUUUAAUUUCCUAAAAGCUGAAUAAAUACCAUUAUUACUUUUUUGUUUGA